GCAAACCAGUGGGGUAAACGCCGAAAUCCACCCACGGUAAACAAUACGGAAUAAAUCGAAUCGCCAUGGAGACAGCGUGCUUUGUAUCACUGAUAACCGUGAUAAAGGAUAAGUAAUCCGCGUAAAGAAGCUAGAUGUUGCAAACGAAGCCAUAUCCUAAAAUGCUAUGGUGGAAACAUCUAGACUGUGUUCAAGAGAAUCUCAUGAUGAUAGAGAGAGAGGAGCAGAGGAGCAAAGAGUACUCUGAGAAUACGACGGUCUCGUUUGCGAUCCCCAACGCAAGGGACCCAGUACUGCAGGACAAUCUGCUCAUAGCUAACAUAGAACAAGUGAAAACGUUGCAAGCUUCACUUUUCCCAAUAUGCAACAAAGGAACAUUCAUAAGCAGUUUUCUGCAAAAUAACAUCAAGACAAAUCAAUUAGAAAUCAACACUGAUGUGAAGACAUUCAGGACUGUUGCGAAGCUUAAGGAGCCCAGAGAACUAUUCGCUUUACCCAAGGAACUAGACUGUCCACAGCAAGCACCUCGAUGGCCUACGGAAUGUCAAGUAGUAGAGGAGAGGAUAAAUCAUUUGACGUGGUGUCCGGCUGUACCGGAGCCGUAUUACGUCGCGUCCGGUAAAGAACUGAAGCCGCAACCGGUCGGAGAGGAGGCUGGAUCCGUCACCUUUCAGUACUACCCGAUGAGCGCGGUAAAUUACUUCAGUCGCUCGACAGUCGGUGGUUCCCGCCUAUAUUUAUCAGCCUGUGCCAGCGCAGGGGGAGACGACGAACUGAGAUUCGAGUCGAGGUUCGAAAGCGGAAACCUGGCUAAAGCUGUGCGCAUCACGUCCGCAUACUACGAGCUUCAUCUGCGAACUGAUCUUUACACCAACCGACACAUGCAAUGGUUUUAUUUCCGCGUCACUAACACAAAGAAACAAAUGAUGUACAGGUUUUCCAUAGUGAAUUUGUCGAAGGCGGAAAGCUUAUACAAUGAGGGCAUGCGACCUCUAUUAUACUCGACCAAGGACGCUCAACUGCAUUCGAUCGGCUGGCGACGCUGUGGGGACAACAUCGCCUAUUAUAAGAAUGAUCCCACAUGUGAAGAGGAGGAACAGUUCCCCAGCUACACUCUAACCUUCAACAUAGAAUUUCCCCACUCAGACGAUGCUGUCUACAUUGCACAUUGUUAUCCAUACACCUACUCAGACUUGCAGGAGUACUUGUCUAAGCUGCAAGCUCACCCUGUCAAGUCCACAUUUUCAAAACUGAGGCUUUUGUGUCGGACAUUAGCCGGAAACAAUGUGUACUAUUUAACUGUGACUGCACCUCCGAAUCCAAAUGAGGCUGAGCAGAAGAAAAAGAAAGCAGUAGUAAUAACAGCCAGAGUGCAUCCAGGUGAAACGCCGUCAUCAUGGAUGAUGAAAGGCUUUAUGGACUAUUUAACUGGAGAUACGAAUCAAGCGCGUGAGCUGCGAGAGAAAUUCAUUUUCAAAUUAGUGCCCAUGUUGAAUCCGGAUGGCGUUAUUGUCGGAAAUAAUAGAUGUUCAUUGACCGGAAAGGACCUGAAUAGACAAUAUCGAACAGUAAUAAGAGAGACCUACCCCUCUGUGUGGCAUACUAAAGUAAUGAUUCGCAGAUUACAAGAAGAAUGUGGAGUAGCGAUGUAUGUGGACUUGCACGCUCACUCUCGGAAACAUAACGUCUUCAUCUACGGCUGUGAAAGCAGAAGAUUUUCUGAUAAACGACUACAGGAGCAAGUAUUUCCCCUGAUGCUGCACAAGAAUGCUGCAGACAAGUUCUCGUUUGAAAACUGCAAAUUCCGAAUACAACGCAGCAAAGAGGGCACCGGCAGGGUCGUAGUUUGGAUGUUGGGAGUAGCCAACAGCUAUACGAUGGAAGCUUCGUUUGGUGGGUCUGAAUUAGGCAGCCGGGUAUCCACGCACUUUACCGUACAAGACUUUGAGAGUCUCGGAAGAACAUUUUGUGAAACUCUACUAGACUUCUACGAUGAGGAUCCGAGUAAGGAAAGACUGAGAAACAAAAUUGUCACGAGGUUGCUGAAGGAGGGAUCUAAUGCUGAUGAGCCUACUAAUAUUGAACUUUCGGAUUACUCUAGUGAUGAAGGAGAUACGUCCAGCAGCAGCUCAGAGGCAGCGGCACCGAGAGACAGAGCUGAUGCGAAGCACCCCGCACCGCCACCGUCUCCAAUCUUCCCAGAUAUCAACAGGAGCCCCAUUGAGAAGCCGAGGAAGCUGCGACCAAAGUUAGAAAGAAUAAGCCGAAUUGAAAAGAAAACGAAACGAGAAACGUUGCAGGUAUCGACUGCAACGAUUGAUCUGACCUCCGAUGCAAUGACCGAUCCAUCUUCCGAAGGAGAAUCUUGUGAAGAAAAUCUUAGCCCCAUAAGAAGAGUUCACAAACUCCUCCAUUCUUCAUCAAAACAAAAGCCACGGCGGAAGAAGAAAAUGCCACCAGAACUUAAGAUUAUUCCUGCUCCAACUAGCGAUUCCCCUUACCAUUCAGAUCGGGAGAAAAAGGGUCAGAAAAUUUGCAGACCUCGUAGCGUAUCGAUGUUUAAUGAAACAAUCGAGAAACCUAAACUAAACCCUGCGUCGUGGCAUCAGUUUCGGAGGCUGCCUCCUCCCAAAUGUCUCAUGGAUGUGAAGAAUAGAAGCAAUCAGCCGUCUGAAUUACAAGUUAAACUGAACUCCCUGAAGAAGAAUGUGUGGACCGGGGUGCAAGGGGACGAGAAGGGGCCCUUGUCGUGGGGCAUCUCCAGCUUUGCCAUGAACUCGUACUUUACCGACAGUGAGGCAUUGCUCAGAUCCUGUUCCAAGAAACUAGAAGAAUUAGAGGGUGAGCAGAAGAAAUGUAAACAGGAAAAGAAGAAAAAGAAAUCAAAAGUGAAAAGCAAAAUAACUCUGAAAGUGCCAAACUCACUGGAUGACCUAGAACCUAUAAACAAAUUACCAAAGCCCUGGAAAAAGAAGGGGAAAUUAAAACAUACAAAGUCGGAGAGUGCUACUUACAUCACUAACACAAGUUUCUCAGAUGUACCAAAAAAUUCUCAACCCAUCACUCAGAAAGUCAGCCAGAAAGAUAGCAAGCAGGCAAAACUGCGAUUCAGAAAAUCUGCCUUUGUCACAACCGCAGUUCAAAGCAAGAAGACAAAUAAAACUAAUAACACUGCAGCAUCUGAUGACUCAGAAAGUGAUGAUUCUGUUGAAACUACAAAGAAAGUGAAGAAAAAGAAUACAACAACAAAAAGCAAAUCAAAGAAAAGUAAUGUGGAAACUAAAAACAAAAACUUGUAA
Plutella xylostella (diamondback moth) is the source of this 3299-nucleotide messenger RNA. RefSeq names its product Nna1 carboxypeptidase (gene Nna1). Gene Ontology annotation, biological process: proteolysis. The record is from RefSeq and is a predicted model, not a curated record. Gene Ontology annotation, molecular function: zinc ion binding; metallocarboxypeptidase activity. Lineage: Eukaryota; Metazoa; Arthropoda; Insecta; Lepidoptera; Plutellidae.